AAUCGUGGAGCGCGAGCGCGCAGCAGGAAGCGUGUUGGAUCGCGACCCCCAGCAAUGAGCAACUGGAUCAUCAACCACGGGCUGUCAGCCUUCAUACUGGUGCUGUGGAUGGGCAUCAACACCUUCCUCUUUGUCUACUAUUACCUCUUCUACGACCACGGGCUGCAGUUUCUCUACACCCGACACAUCGUAGGGUCCGGGCUGUCGUGGGCUCGAGCUCCGGCCGCCGUCCUCAACUUCAACUGCAUGCUGAUCCUGCUGCCCGUGUGCCGCAACCUGCUCUCUCUCAUCCGGGGAAAUUUCACGUGCUGCGGGAGAUCGUUGAGGAAGCAGCUGGACAAGAACCUGACGUUCCACAAGCUCGUGGCCUACAUGAUCGCCUUGAUGACAGCCGUGCACACCAUCGCCCAUCUGUUCAACAUGGAGCGCUUCAACAACAGCAGGCAAGGCAAGGGCGACGAGCUGAGCACCGAGCUCUCGGAGUUGGGCGACGAAGCGAACCAAACCUUCCUGAACCCCAUUCGCUCCACUUCCACCACACCGACCUACGUGGUGUUCACCACCAUCGCCGGGCUCACGGGGGUCAUCAUCACCCUGGCGCUCAUCCUCAUGAUAACCUCAUCCAUGGAGAUUAUUCGACGCUGCUACUUCGAGGUCUUCUGGUACACCCACCACCUCUUCAUCAUCUUCUUCGCCGGGCUCGUCUUCCACGGCGCUGGACGUAUCGUGAGAAGCGUGAAAACCACUGACCCACCGCACAACAUUUCCUUCUGCGAAGACCAGCCAGCCAACUGGGGUCUGAUCCCCCAGUGCCCCAUACCGCAGUUUGCAGGUGGUUUCCCACAGACCUGGAUGUGGGUCAUCGGUCCUAUGGUCCUGUACCUGUGCGAGCGCAUCGUCCGGUUUGUCCGCUACAUGCAGACAGUCACGUACCGGAAGAUCGUGAUCCGGCCCUCCAAGGUGCUCGAGCUGCAGCUGGUGAAGGCGGGCUUCAAGAUGGAGGUCGGUCAGUACGUGUUCCUCAACUGUCCGGACAUCUCACAGCUGGAGUGGCACCCCUUCACCAUGACCUCCGCACCCGAAGAGGACUUCUUCAGCGUCCACAUCCGCGUCGUAGGUGACUGGACGGAAAAGCUCAUGAGCAUGGUGGAGAAACUUCCGGAAGGAGCCCAGGGCCCCAAAAUAGGAGUGGACGGCCCAUUCGGCACCGCCAGCGAGGACGUCUUUGACUACGAGGUCAGCAUGUUGGUUGGCUGUGGCAUCGGUGUGACUCCUUUCGCUUCUAUCCUGAAGUCCAUCUGGUACAAGUUCAAAGAGUCAAAUCCCACACUGCGAACGAGAAAGAUAUACUUUUACUGGCUGUGCCGGGAGACCCACGCCUUCGAGUGGUUCGCAGACCUGCUGCAAGUGCUGGAGCGGGAGAUGGAGGAGCGAGGGAUGGGCAGCUUCCUCACGUACAAACUCUUCCUCACUGGAUGGGACCAAAGCCAUGCUGCUCACGUGAAGGUGCAUUUUGACAAAGACACAGACGUGGUUACCGGCCUCAAGCAGAAGACCUACUACGGCCGGCCCCACUGGGACAACGAGUUUACAGAGAUCCGCAACAACCACCCCACGUCAGUUGUUGGUACCUUUCUGUGUGGUCCUGAAGCACUUGCCAAGACCCUGGAGAAGAAAUGUGCAAAGUUCUCAGUGGUAGAUCCUCGCGGGAUAAAAUUCUACUUCAACAAGGAGAACUUCUAACUGGAGCAAAGACCAGUCUGCUGUCAAAGUUACAUUUUUCUGCAGUUAGAUUGAGGCAUCAGCUACAUGCUGGAAUAAGGAUCAAUGAGUGACAGAGCAGUGCUUUCCUCCCCAAGGGCUGCAGGUAAAUAACACACCCACUUGUGGGCACCGACAGACUUCCGCCUUUCAGUGGAUUUUAAUCAGAGACCAGAAUACCCGUUUGACUGCCAAAUCCUACUGGUCACAGCUGUCAAGAUCCAAAACUGUGCUUUCAGAAAUUCCAAGAAAUGCUCAGCUUGCUCUUCCUUCUUUAACAUACUUUCACUUCUGUCAGUAUACUGGAAACAAGAUACAACAACAAUGGUGAAUGUAAACUGAUAACUGAAUGCCAACUGAUUACUGGAUUUGACACAGGUUGAGUAGGGACCGUCUCUGAAAAACAAUCAAACAUACUUCCUUCUCAGACUAAAACAGAAAAUGUGUUUUAUUUCUACUUUUUUUGUAAAGUCAGUUCAGCAUGUAUAUUUGUGCAAAAUGUUACUACUGUAAAUAAACUUAUGGAAUGUUGAAAGGGAGUAGCUGACAUUGUUCAAGUCUAAACCUACAGAUGUUUUCACAUUUAUACUGGGAGCAAAUUAAAUGUUUGCCUUUAUUUUUCACAGAAAGAAAAUAAAAAAAGUGACAGGCACAAUUUUCCUUUAAAAACUGUUCCAAAACUAUACAAAUGUCUGUAAAGUUACAAUACACUGCUAUUUAAGGUAAUGUGAAUGGGCUCAUUUGCAACCCCAAAGGGCUCAUUCUAUCCUUUUAUCACUGGUACAAGGUUCUGACUAAACAUACACCUCAGUUGCUGCACCAUACCACAUACUUCCACCCCUCCAAGUCAUGGAACGACCUAAUGGGGGGGAGAGGA
Molecule: messenger RNA, 2638 nt
Organism: Scleropages formosus (Asian bonytongue)
Lineage: Eukaryota; Metazoa; Chordata; Actinopteri; Osteoglossiformes; Osteoglossidae
Gene: nox1
Product: NADPH oxidase 1
Exons: 13
Coding region: 55-1743 (562 amino acids)
Biological process (GO): defense response; superoxide anion generation
Cellular component (GO): plasma membrane; NADPH oxidase complex
Molecular function (GO): superoxide-generating NAD(P)H oxidase activity
Source: RefSeq, a predicted model, not a curated record